GCGACCACGCAUAAAGAAAGCUCAAAAAUUAAAACCUUUUGUAAUAAAAGGAAAAUCGAAGCCGUAAAAGAAAAUUAAUUUUGUCUUGAGUUCUGUUUCUUCUUGUAGCUUUGAAGCUAGAGAGAGAGAUCAAGUGAGUGAGAGUGGUGUGGAAGCAAAAUACACGAUCUGCCCCUUUUUUUUUUAUUCUUCGAUCGGAGCUUUCAGACAUUCCGACAAAAGCAAAUAAAAGGCUUCUUCUUUUGUUUCCGGGAGAGAUUUGUCUCCCUCUGUUUAGAAAAUGGAGAGGUACGGUCGCGCCGGCGAAGAAGGGUCGCGAUCGGAUCCGUCGAUUCAGUGGACCUCUCAUGGAGUUGAAGCUUCGAUGACGCGUUUAGUGUUGAGCGGCGGCGGAGCUGGAGGAGGAGGAGAAUCGUACCCGGAGCGAUCCGAUGAGCCUGAUUGUAUUUAUUACUUGCGAACCGGUGUCUGCGGUUAUGGGUCAAGAUGUCGGUUUAAUCACCCGCGAGAUCGUGGAGCUGUUAUUGGAGGUGUGAGAGGAGGAGGAGGAGGAGAUGGUGCUUUACCGGAGAGGAUGGGACAUCCGGUUUGCCAGCAUUUUAUGAGAACGGGGACAUGUCAGUUCGGUGCUUCUUGCAAGUACCAUCAUCCUAGACAAGGAGGUGGUUCUAUUGCGCCUGUCUCUUUAAGUUAUUUGGGAUAUCCAUUACGCCCGGGAGAGAAAGAGUGCUCUUAUUACAUGAGAACCGGUCAGUGUAAAUUUGGUUUGACCUGUAGAUUCAACCAUCCAGUUCCAUUGGGCGUACAUGGACAACAACCUCAGCAGCAGCCAGCACAGCCGCAGAUGCAUUCUGUAUAUCCAACUCUUCAAUCUCAAUCCAUGCCUUCAUCUCCUCAACAAUAUGGUUUAGUUUUGUCAAGACCUUCUCUUUUACCUGGUUCGUAUCUUCCAAGUCAUUACGGUUCUCCUCCUCCUCCGAUGGUUAUGCCUCCGGGAAUGGUUACAUACCCUAGUUGGAAUCCAUACCAGGCUUCUAUAACUGCAAUGCCUUCUCCUGGAACACAACCCUCUAUUGGAUCAAGCUCUGUUUAUGGAAUGGCGUCUUUAUCUCCUCCAGGGACUGCUUAUACAAGAGCAUACCAAUCUGGUGGGCCUUCUUCCUUGACUACCUCAACAGAACAACAGUCUUUUCCUCAGCGACCUGAUCAACCUGAGUGUCAAUACUUCAUGAGAACCGGAAACUGUAAGUUCGGAUCUUCGUGUAGAUACCAUCAUCCUCUAGACGCAGCUCAACCUAAAACUGGUGUUGUCCUCAGCUCCAGUGGCCUUCCACUUCUUCCCGGCGUAGCGCAAUGCACUCACUUUGCGCAACACGGAAUCUGCAAGUUUGGACCGGCGUGUAAGUUUGAUCACUCGAUGAGUUCUUCACUUAGCUACAGCCCGUCUGCUUCUUCUCUAACCGAGAUACCUGUUGCUCCAUACCCAAUCGGAUCAUCCUCACUCAGCGGCGCAUCAGCUCAAGUAAGUUCGAGCAAUGAACCCACCACAGAGGCUGUGACUGCUGUAGUUUCUCCUCCAACAGUCGUCAGUGGCUUGAGCCUUGAAAAGCCAGCUGACACUAGUGUUGACUCUUCUAGCGUCAAUAGCAGCAUAGAAGCUAAGACUUCUUCAAAUUAAAACAAAAGAGAGAAGAAUACAUACUCUGAUUCUUCGUGAACUUAAACAACAUUAAGAAAAGAGAAGAUUAUUUUUGGGGUCUGAGAUUUGAUGGAAGCAGAGAGAAACCAAAACCAAAGCUUCUGUCAUAUACCAUUUGUCCAUAUAUAAAUAGAUUCUCUCUCAUACGGCCAUCUCUCUUGUUUUUUUCUUUCUUGAACAACGAUUACUACUAAUAAAUGGCCUUAUUCACGCCA
Raphanus sativus (radish) is the source of this 1914-nucleotide messenger RNA. RefSeq names its product zinc finger CCCH domain-containing protein 34. NCBI's taxonomy places the organism in Eukaryota, Viridiplantae, Streptophyta, Magnoliopsida, Brassicales, Brassicaceae. Gene Ontology annotation, molecular function: mRNA binding; metal ion binding. The record is from RefSeq and is a predicted model, not a curated record.